Messenger RNA from Nothoprocta perdicaria, 1383 nucleotides. It is a transcript of the gene MVP, whose product is annotated as major vault protein. The transcript is spliced from 10 exons. The annotation marks the transcript as partial. Lineage: Eukaryota; Metazoa; Chordata; Aves; Tinamiformes; Tinamidae. Gene Ontology annotation, cellular component: nucleus; cytoplasm. The record is from RefSeq and is a predicted model, not a curated record.
ACACUGGUGACGCGCGUGGAGCGGGGACCGCAGUGCUACGUGCGCCAGGACCACGAGAGGGUGGUGCUGGGCCCCGUCGCCAUGGUGACGGUCCCGGCGCGCCACUACUGCCUGGUGCGGCACCCGGUGGCGCGCGGCGCGGACGGGAGCGUCGAGCGGGACGGGAGCGGCCAGGCCCGGCUGCGGCACGGGGACCUGGAGGUGCGGCUGGCGCAGGAGCCCUUCCCGCUGCACCCGGGGGAGCUCCUCGAGCAGGACGUGACGCCGCUGCGCGUGGUGCCGGCCGACACCGCCCUGCGCCUGCGGGCGCUGCUGGACUUCGAGGACGAGGACGGCGCCCGGCGCGUGGCCGGCGACGAGUGGCUCUUCGAGGGGCCCGGCACCUACAUCCCGCGCAAGGAGGUGGAGGUGGCCGAGACGCUGCAGGCCACCGUGAUCCGGCCCAACCAGGCGGUGCGGCUGCGGGCGCGCAAGGAGUGCACGGACCGCGACGGCACCCGCCGCGUCACAGGGGAGGAGUGGCUGGUGCGCCGCGUGGGCGCCUACCUGCCCGGCGUCUACGAGGAGGUGCUGGACGUGGUGGACGCCUUCGUGCUCACCGAGAAGGUGGCCCUGCACCUGCGCGCCACGCGCCCGUUCCGCGACGCGCAGGGCACCCUGCGGCGCACGGGCGAGGAGUGGCUGGUGACGCAGGCGCAGAGCGACGCCUACGUCCCCGACGUGUGUGAGGAGCUCGUGGCGCCCGUGGCCGUCACCACCCUGGGGCCCCGGCACUUCUGCGUCGUCCUCGACCCCGUGGGCGACGACGGGCGGCCCCAGCUCGGCUGCCAGAAGGUCAUCAAGGGCGAGUGCUCCUUCUUCCUGCGGCCGGGCGAGCGGCUCCAGGCCGGCAUCCAGGACGUCUUCGUGCUGGGCGAGGACGAGGGGCUGCUGCUGCAGGCGCUGCAGAACGUCACCCACGAGGACGAGGACGGCAGGGAGGUGACGCGGCGCGCGGGCGAGCGCUGGCUGCUCCGCGGGCCCCUCGAGUACGUCCCCCCCGCCGAGGUGGCCGUCAUCGAGCGGCGCCGCGCGGUGGCCCUGGGCGACGGAGAGGGCAUCUACGUGAGGGACAUGCGCACCGGCAAGGUGCGGGCCGUGCUGGCGCAGACCUACAUGCUGACGGCCACCGAGGAGCUGUGGGAGAAGGAGCUGGCGCCGGGCGUGGAGGCGCUGCUGGCGCGGCCGCGGGACCCGCGGGGACAGCACUUCGAGGUCCCCGAGGACCCCGCGGAGCUGGGGCGCCUCUUCAGCGUGCCCGACUUCGUGGGCGACGCGUGCAAGGCGCUGGCGUCGCGGGUGCGGGGCGCCGUGGCCGCCGUCUCCUUCGACGACUUCCACAAG